GGGGAACAAUGAACUGUUGCACUUCUAAAUGCACAUGGAGGUGAAAAGUUCUUCAGUGCCGAACUCCCAUUCAGUUCAACCCUGAAGAUGUUGUGGUGUGUUUGGUGCAGAAACAAGUGAAAUUCAGUCAGUGUCAGUGAUGGAGGGAGAAUCUGUCACUUUGCACACUUCUGUUACUAAAACUCAUGAAGACGAUGACAUACUGUGGAAAUUUGGAGCUGAAAUGUCUCUCAUAGCUAAAAUCAGCAUUGAGAAGCAAAUCUCCUUCCAAUAUGAUGUUCUUGAUGGGAGAUUCAGAGAUCGACUGAAGCUGGACAAUCAGACUGGAUCUCUGACCAUCACACACGUCACAACUCAACACGCUGGAGAUUAUAAACUAGAGAUAAAUGGACCUAUGUGGUCAUCAAAAACAUUCAGCGUUUCUGUCUAUGCUCAUCUUCCCACUCCUAAAAUUACCAGAGACAGUUCUUCAUCAUCAUCUUCACAGCAGAAUUGUUCACUGGUGUGUUCAGUGGCGAAUGUGAGUGAUGUGACUCUCUCCUGGUACAAAGGAAACAGUUUAUUGUCCAGCAUCAGUGUGUCUGAUCUCAGCAUCAGUCUCUCUCUACCUCUGGAGGUGGAAUAUCAGGAGAAAAACAACUACAGCUGUGUGAUCAACAAUCCCAUCACAAACCAGACCACACAUCUGGACUUCACUCAACCCUGUCAAUCAUUAACUAAUCAGACUCAACAUCUGGACAUCAGCACACUCUGUCAGCCAUGUUCAGAUAAAGGCCUACCCUUGUUUUACACAGUGCUGCUCUCUGCUGCUGGACAUCUGUUAAUUGUAGCAGUAGUUGGGAUCUUCUGCAUCUGCGAGAAAUGUAGAAAAAUUGACAGCGAAGUUGAAACUCUUGAAGAGAUCAGUUACACUGUGGUCUACAAAAGAAAUUCACUUAAAUCGAAAGAGAAUACAGAGGAAGUACAUGUGGUAUAUACAUCUGUCAACAAGAAAAUAUGAUCAAACUUAAAUAUAUUUUCGAAGAAGACUGAACUGUGUGACCUGCGACAACCUCUGAGUUUAUAGUUAAGUUUUGGGAUUAGUGUGAAUGACCACAUGUAGCAUCAUGAACAUAUGCAGCUGGAUCAUCGUGAGGGGUUUGAAUAUGGAGUUAUUUUCUGUAUUUUUAUGCAAUCUCAAACAGUGUUUAAGGGCAAAAUGAUUGUAUUGUAA
Molecule: messenger RNA, 1213 nt
Organism: Carassius auratus (goldfish)
Lineage: Eukaryota; Metazoa; Chordata; Actinopteri; Cypriniformes; Cyprinidae
Product: SLAM family member 5-like
Exons: 6
Coding region: 140-1000 (286 amino acids)
Source: RefSeq, a predicted model, not a curated record